Coregonus sp. 'balchen' is the source of this 9841-nucleotide messenger RNA. The record is from the annotation of a GenBank genome assembly. NCBI's taxonomy places the organism in Eukaryota, Metazoa, Chordata, Actinopteri, Salmoniformes, Salmonidae.
GACACUUUAGCCGGACGAUGGACGAGCUGGUCCAUGACCUGGUGUCGGCGCUGGAGGAGAGCUCGGAGCAGGCGGCGCGGGGGGGCUUCGGGGAUGGGGGGGACCACGCGCUGGCCGUGGGCUGCCUGCUGAAGAGACAGGCCCGGAAACGCCGAGGGAGGAAGAGACGCUCUGACAAUCCCCACCCGCCCUGGGAGACUGGCCACCUCAGUGAGGGCUCCGAGUCCAGCCUGGACGAACACAAGGUUUGGAGGGGGUCUCGGGCGGUCCAGGUCCUCAAUAAACCUCACUUAUCUUAUUGUAAUUGUAAAGGAACAGUACCUUGGUAACUGUACAGUAAGCAUAUUCCUUAUGAAAACAGAUACUGUCUAACUGGCAUGUGUCUUUCCUCUUUCUAUACUUCUCUUCCCUCGCUCACUUCCUGUCAGGACUACCGCGCCACCACAGGCAGCGUUGCCAGCAGUAACAGCCAUGCCCGUGACAACAGCGACUCUGACGAGCAGCUGGGGCCCAAGCGCCGUACCCCCCUGAACCCUGACACAGGACGUGGCAAGCGCCCCCUCUGGCAGGAUGACCUAGGAGGAGUGGGGAGCACAGAGGGGUCCCGCAGUUUGAGACGACGGCGCAAGGUCAAACGCAUGGCCGUCGAUCCCCCUCUGGAGCCAGUGACUUCCAAUAGCACCACCACCAUGCUAGGUCCCCCGCCUGUCCCCAAGCCCCACGCAGGGUGCAGGAUCCCUGGGGUGAGCGCGGCUGAGGGCAGGGCAGGGAUGGAGCUCACUGGUGGUGGAGUUGGAGGAGGGAAGAGCAGGGUGAAGAAGAGGAAACUGGCAGCCCACAGGCUCGGGCUGGAGGUGACUGAUGUGGUGGAAAGUGGGGAUGCCAUUAUGCGGCAGGCGGGGCCCAAGGACAAGAUGGAGUUUGAGGAGCAGAAGGGCUCAGAUGAGGACAUGAGUGACAGGUGGUUAGUGUUUCUCUUGUCUGUUUUGUUUCCCUGCUCCUUUGUGUAGGCCUAUACGUUCACAGGUACACUCACCUGGUUGAAAAGCAGUGUUUGGGAGGCUUGUUUAAGGUUAUUCUCCCCACAGCAAGUUUCCUUCUACCUCAGAGGUUUCGCUGUAUGAUGGACAAUGAAAAUUGACUUCAGACUUUUCUUGUUUACCCAUCAUCUCUCCUUCUCACACUCCCAUCUUUUCUCCUUCAUCUCUCUCUUUCUCUGUCUCUCUCUUUGUUAGUGAGACCAGCAGUGUGAGCAACAGUAGUGAUGGUGGACUGUACACCAAUGACGAGGGGAGGCAAGGUAAUCAAUCUAUUUUACUGGCCACCAAAUCUUGCCAUUUACAGGGAUGGCGGAAGAAGGGGUGCGGCAGCACCCCCUGGUCUACCGCACCUUUGAACUUGAGAUUCAUCAGUAACUGAAAUCUGGACACUGACUGUAGGCCUAUAACCUCUCACAUGUAGCCUAAAAUAAAAUUAACUUGUGCAGAAUUAAGUAUUUAUUGCAGUGCAGUGACACACCUAAUGUUAAUUUUGUCUCUGGAACAGAAAUGUAGAAAUAUGUCUUUCAGCAUCUCUUGAGCGAUUGCAAGUGGGCAGAUACGAAUAGGGGCCGUGUGUAAAUGUGCAAUAUUAUGCAAUUGACACUUUCAUAAAAGCAGACUGUAUUAAAAUCACAAGACUCCAAAAGACAAGAUGGCGUAUUGAAUACACAGCGGUGCGAAUCACCUCAAGAUAAAAACAUAAUAUUCAAUAUCAGUAAGUUAGACUAUAUACAGUGAGGGGGAAAAAGUAUUUUGAUCCCCUGCUGAUUUUGUACGUUUGCCCACUGACAAAGACAUGAUCAGUCUAUAAUUUUAAUGGUAGGUUUAUUUGAACAGUGAGAGACAGAAUAACGCAUUUGUCAAAAUUUUUAUUAAUUUAUUUGCAUUUUAAUGAGGGAAAUAAGUAUUUGACCCCUCUGCAAAACAUGACUUAGUACUUGGUGGCAAAACCCUUGUUGGCAAUCACAGAGGUCAGCCGUUUCUUGUAGUUGGCCACCAGGUUUGCACACGUCUCAGGAGGGAUUUUGUUCCACUCCUCUUUGCAGAUCUUCUCCAAGUCAUUAAGGUUUCGAGGCUGACGUUUGGCAACUCGACCCUUCUGCUCCCUCCACAGAUUUUCUAUGGGAUUAAGGUCUGGAGACUGGCUAGGCCACUCCAGGACCUUAAUGUGCUUCUUCUUCAGCCACUCCUUUGUUGCCUUGGUCGUAUGUUUUGGGUCAUUGUCAUGCUGGAAUACCCAUCCACGACCCAUUUUCAAUGCCCUGGCAGAGGGAAGGAGGUUCUUACCCAAGAUGUGACGGUACAUGGCCCUGUCUAUCGUCCCUUUGAUGCGGUGAAGUUGUCCUGUCCCCUUAGCAGAAAAACACCCCCAAAGCAUAAUGUUUCCACCUCCCAUGUUUGACGGUGGGGAUGGAGUUCUUGGGGUCAUAGGCAGCAUACCUCCUCCUCCAAACACGACGAGUUGAGUUGAUGCCAAAGAGCUCGAUUUUGGUCUCAUCUGACCACAACACUUUCACCCAGUUCUCCUCUGAAUCAUUCAGAUGUUCAUUGGCAAACUUCAGACGGGCCUGUAUAUGUGCUUUCUUGAGCAGGGGGACCUUGCGGGCGCUACAGGAUUUCAGUCCUUCACGGCGUAGUGUGUUACCAAUUGUUUUCUUGGUGACUAUGGUCCCAGCUGCCUUGAGAUCAUUGACAAGAUCCUCCCGUGUAGUUCUGGGCUGAUUCCUCACCGUUCUCAUGAUCAUUGCAACUCCACAAGGUGAGAUCUUGCAUGGAGCCCUAGGCCGAGGGAGAUUGACAGUUAUUUUGUGUUUCUUCCAUUUGUGAAUAAUCGCACCAACUGUUGUCACCUUCUCACCAAGCUGCUUGGCGAUGGUCUUGUAGCCCAUUCCAGCCUUGUGUAGGUCUACAAUCUUAUCCCUGACAUCCUUGGAGAGCUCUUUGGUAUUGGCCAUGGUGAAGAGUUUGGAAUCUGAUUGAUUGAUUGCUUCUGUGGACAGGUGUCUUUUAUACAGGUAACAAGAUGAGAUUAGGAGCACUCCCUUUAAGAGUGUGCUCCUAAUCUCAGCUUGUUACCUGUAUAAGACACAUGGGAGCCAGAAAUCUUUCUGAUUGAGAGGGGGUUCAAAUACUUAUUUCCCUCAUUAAAAUGCAAAUCAAUUUAGAACAUUUUUGGCAUGCGUUUUUCUGGAUUUUUUUGUUAUUCUGUCUCUCACUGUUCAAAUAAACCUACCAUUAAAAUUAUAGACUGAUCAUUUCUUUGUCAGUGGGCAAACGUACAAAAUCAGCAGGGGAUCAAAUACUUUUUUCCCUCACUGUAGAUGAAUCAAAUCUCACAUUGUUGUCAAUUUUUGCUAAAUCUUGCAUGCUUUUUUUAUACAGCUGUAACUGUAUAUGCAUUCGUAAAUCAGGUCCUUUCUUGAGUUGGGCUCUGGGAUGUAAGAACCGUUGAGCAUCUGAUCUUAUGGUUGAGUGUGUUAGAGUGUGUGUGUGUGUUUAUCCCACGUCUGUUGCAAGGGGGUAAGGAUGUUAGGGAGAAUAUAGGAUGAAGCACAAUAAUUGUUUGCUAAAAUGUAAUGGAAUACAAUGGCAAUCCAGGUUAUAGGUAACAAUCCUACGCAUGAACUACCAACAUUAUUACGAAUAUUAAUUGGUAAUGAUGGAAAUUAAGAUAUACAAGAUAUUUGAAUAGAUAUAUAUAUAUAUAUAUAUAUAUAUAUAUUUUGAGGUGAGAGCGUUGGAAAUGCUUUUGGCGGUUGACCUGCUUCUGUUUUGUGGGUGGCUCUGUGUGCUGUUUUCGAUGGAUGGUUCCUGUCCUCUCGGGGGCCUAGGGAUCCGGGGGGACGGGGGUGGUAUGCCGAUCACUGGGAUGACGGCCCAACUUGGGAUGGGGAGGGGCUUUAGCGGGGGGAAUAUUGGAGAACAAUUGGAGGGUUACUUAGUAGCAAUGCAAAUAUCAUGGUACAGCUACAGUGGGGGAAAAAAUAUUUAGUCAGCCACCAAUUGUGCAAGUUCUCCCACUUAAAAAGAUGAGCGAGGCCUGUAAUUUUCAUCAUAGGUACACGUCAACUAUGACAGACAAAAUGAGGGAAAAAAAUCCAGAAAAUCACAUAGUAGGAUUUUUAAUGAAUUUAUUUGCGAAUUAUGGUGGAAAAUAAGUAUUUGGUCAAUAACAGAAAUUUCUCAAUACUUUGUUAUAUACCCUUUGUUGGCAAGGACACAGGUCAAACGUUUUCUGUAAGUCUUCACAAGGUUUUCACACACUGUUGCUGGUAUUUUGGCCCAUUCCUCCAUGCAGAUCUCCUCUAGAGCAGUGAUGUUUUGGGGCUGUCGCUGGGCAAAACAGACUUUCAACUACCUCCAAAGAUUUUCUAUGGGGUUGAGAUCUGGAGACUGGCUAGGCCACUCCAGGACCUUGAAAUGCUUCUUACGAAGCCACUCCUUCGUUGCCCGGGCGGAGUGUUUGGGAUCAUUGUCAUGCUGAAAGACCCAGCCACGUUUAAUCUUCAAUGCCCUUGCUGAUGGAAGGAGGUUUUCACUCAAAAUCUCAUGAUACAUGGCCCCAUUCAUUCUUUCCUGUACUGGCUUAAGCAGGGGGACACGUCUGGCACUGCAGGAUUUGAGUCCCUGGCGGCGUAGUGUGUUACUGAUGGUAGGCUUUGUUACUUUGGUCCCAGCUCUCUGCAGGUCAUUCACUAGGUCACCCCUUGUGGUUCUGGGAUUUUUGCUCACCGUUCUUGUGAUCAUUUUGACCCAACGGAGUGAGAUCUUGCGUGGAGCCCAGAUCGAGGGAGAUUAUCAGUGGUCUUGUAUGUCUUCCAUUUCCUAAUAAUUGCUCCCACAGUUGAUUUCUUCAAACCAAGCUGCUUACCUAUUGCAGAUUCAGUCUUCCCAGCCUGGUGCAGGUCUACAAUUUUGUUUCUGGUGUCCUUUGACAGCUUUUUGGUCUUGGCCGUAGUGGAGUUUGGAGUGUGACUGUUUGAGGUUGUGGACAGGUGUCUUUUAUACUGAUAACAAGUUCAAACAGGUGCCAUUAAUACAGGUAACGAGUGGAGGACAGAGGAGCCUCUUAAAGAAGAAGUUACAGGUCUGUGAGAGCCAGAAAUCCUGCUUGUUUGUUGGUGACCAAAUACUUUUUCCACCAUAAUUUGCAAAUAAAUUCAUUAAAAAUCCUACAAUGUGAUUUUCUGGAUUUUUUCUUUUCUCAAUUUGUCUGUCAUAGUUGACGUGUACCUAUGAUGAAAAUUACAGGCCUCUCAUCUUUUUAAGUGGGAGAACUUGCACAAUUGGUGGCUGACUAAAUACUAGGUUGAGAGCUUUUGUGAAAGUGCACAGUUAGAAAGAUAUGACCCCCCCCUCCCCCCAAAAAAAUUAAAUAAAUAAAUACAUAUUGUAAAGUGGUUAUCCCACUGGCUAUAAGGUGAAUGCACCAAUUUGUAAGUCGCUCUGGAUAAGAGCGUCUGCUAAAUGACGUAAAUGUAAAUAUAGAAGCAAACCGGAUGGACAUCAUGAAAAUGAUCGUAGAGGUUGAGGGUAGAGGAAGUUCAGGAGUAAAAACAAACUAAAUAGAAUUAUUGUAAAAUUGACUGUGUCCAUAAAAUGUAUAUAGUAUGUAUAAGCUGGAGGUAGAGGCCUAAGCAUUGUUGUUCACUAGUUUACUCCAAUUAGGGAAGGGGUGGUGGGGUUGGAAAGUAAUAAAGGGAAAUAGAUUUUUAAAAAGGAUGUGUAUGUGUGUGUAUACAGUGGGGGAAAAAAGUAUUUAGUCAGCCACCAAUUGUGCAAGUUGUCCCACUUAAAAAGAUGAGAGAGGUCUGUAAUUUUCAUCAUUUUUAAUGAAUUUAUUUGCAAAUUAUGGUGGAAAAUAAGUAUUUGGUCACCUACAAACAAGCAAGAUUUCUGGCUCUCACAGACCUGUAACUUCUUCUUUAAGAGGCUCCUCUGUCCUCCACUCGUUACCUGUAUUAAUGGCACCUGUUUGAACUUGUUAUCAGUAUAAAAGACACCUGUCCACAACCUCAAACAGUCACACUCCAAACUCCACUAUGGCCAAGACCAAAAAGCUGUCAAAGGACACCAGAAACAAAAUUGUAGACCUGCACCAGGCUGGGAAGACUGAAUCUGCAAUAGGUAAGCAGCUUGGUUUGAAGAAAUCAACUGUGGGAGCAAUUAUUAGGAAAUGGAAGACAUACAAGACCACUGAUAAUCUCCCUCGAUCUGGGCUCCACGCAAGAUCUCACUCCGUUGGGUCAAAAUGAUCACAAGAACGGUGAGCAAAAAUCCCAGAACCACAAGGGGUGACCUAGUGAAUAACCUGCAGAGAACUGGGACCAAAGUAACAAAGCCUACCAUCAGUAACACACUACGCCGCCAGGGACUCAAAUCCUGCAGUGCCAGACGUGUCCCCCUGCUUAAGCCAGUACAGGAAAGAAUGAAUGGGGCCAUGUAUCAUGAGAUUUUGAGUGAAAACCUCCUUCCAUCAGCAAGGGCAUUGAAGAUUAAACGUGGCUGGGUCUUUCAGCAUGACAAUGAUCCCAAACACUCCGCCCGGGCAACGAAGGAGUGGCUUCGUAAGAAGCAUUUCAAGGUCCUGGAGUGGCCUAGCCAGUCUCCAGAUCUCAACCCCAUAGAAAACCUUUGGAGGUAGUUGAAAGUCUGUUUUGCCCAGCGACAGCCCCAAAACAUCACUGCUCUAGAGGAGAUCUGCAUGGAGGAAUGGGCCAAAAUACCAGCAACAGUGUGUGAAAACCUUGUGAAGACUUAGAGAAAACGUUUUGACCUGUGUCAUUGCCAACAAAGGUUAUAUAACAAAGUAUUGAGAAACUUUUGUUAUUGACCAAAUACUUAUUUUCCACCAUAAUUUGCAAAUAAAUUCAUUAAAAAUCCUAUAAUGUGAUUUUCUGGAUUUUUUUGUCUCAUUUUGUCUGUCAUAGUUGACGUGUACCUAUGAUGAAAAUUACAGGCCUCUCUCAUCUUUUUAAGUGGGAGAACUUGCACAAUUGGUGGCUGGCUAAAUACUUUUUUCCCCCACUGUGUAUGUAUGUAUGUAUGUGUGUGUAUAUAUAUAUAUAUAUAUGUGUGUGUGUGUAUAUGUAUGUAUGUAUGUAUGUAUGUAUAUAUGUGCGGGGGGGGAAAAACAUGGGGGAUUGGAAGUGAUGCAGACAAUUACAUUGAUGGAAGUUACAAUCUGUCUGCAAUAUUAAAGCAUAUUUUUUUUAUUCACAUAACAUUAUGCAUCCAAGACGAGCUGAAAUCUAAUUUGAAACUUGUUGUAUCGUUGUACAGCCUUUAUUUCAACAUGUCCUUUGAAAAUCUUGCAAGAGAAGAAUCAUUACCUUGUGUUAGAGCUUUUCUCCCAGAACCCUAGAUGUCUCAUGCUGUGAGAGAAGCAGUAAUGGAUGAGACAACUUUACAGACGUCAACUAUAUUAUUGAUGCAUUCAUUCAAUCAAUCAAUUUAUAACAUUUUCAUUUGUUGUCAGUACUGAUUUAUAGGUCAGCAAGUUAUGACCGAAGACAAGCUGCAUGUAUCUAAUUAUAAACAAAUAGCCUUCCAAAUAUCUGAAAUUAUAGGCAGAAACAUAUUUAAAUGAGGAUUAUUUAAAAACAUUUUCUACACCCACUGCGUAUGUCAUUUAUACAGUGUUAUCAACAAGAAUAAAACAUGUCUUAAAAAAGUUGGUCCAAAAUCUAAAUAAGUAAAUGUUUUGUAUGGAACCUAUUUUCUCAGCCCUAACCUUUAACCUCUGCCUCCUCCCGUCUCCCAGGUGACGAUGAGCAGAGUGACUGGUUCUAUGAGGGGGAGCCGGGGGGAGCAUGUGGGGUGGCGGGGGUGAUUCCCUGGUGGGAGAGAGAGGCAGGGGAGGAACUGGACCUGGCUGACCCUGUCUUCAACAGCAUCCUCACCGGAUCCUUUCCCAUAAUGAGCCCCGGGGCACAGAGAGGUAGCUGGACCCAGACCUGUCUUUUUAUAUGUCUGCCUGUUUGUUUGUAUCUCUGGGCCCAGUACCAUUUUGAUUACUAGUCCCGCUUGUCACUCUUUUUCUUUGCAUGAUGGUAGAAUGAAUUUUAUACAAAGAAGAGUUGUGAUCUGUCAUAUGGCCAGUAGGGGGCAUUUACUGCCCAGGGUUUAUCAUGUAGCCUCUACAGCUGCCGUAGCGUUUCCCCUAUUCCAGUCUAUGAUGUGUGCACUCUGCUGCCUCUCCUGUGGCAGGGUUCCAGGCCAGGCUGAGCCGGCUUCAUGGUGGGCCCCAGGGCCAGGCUUCUCAGCGCAGCUCAGGACAAGCCUUCAACGAGCGGCUGGGACGACACCACCAGGACUCGCAUGAGUCAGUCUACUUUACCUCCCUCACAGUCACCUGACUUGUAGAAUAUCUGUCUACACAUUAUUUAUUUUCUGUAUUUUUCUCUAUUUGACGUGACUGUGUGCAAAUAAACUAAACGAACCUAUGUGUCCUCCACAGCCCAUGGUUUAGUCCAGGGUCUAGAAGAGAACAUGGACAGGUAAGACAUGUUUAUCACUUAGCUGCACCUUCAGAACAGUACCGGCUGUUAUACAUUUAUGGCUGAUAAUGCCCAGAUAGACGUAUUUUACAUUUGCUAUUGGCUUUUCAUUUCUUCUCUCUCUCUAGAUGCACUGGGACUCAUGGUCAGACAGAGGCCAUCGGAGGAGCUGCUCAGUAAAGACGGCCAGCAGGUACAGGAGGAAUGAUCCAAUCAGCGAAGGAUCUAACAGACAAAUGAUACAGCUGUUCCAUCCACAACAGCACAUUGUUUCUAGGAUGUUGCCAACAGAUGGAUGCUAAUGAAUGAGGCUUAUUUCCUGGUUGUGGUUCUGCAGGCAGACGAGUGGUCACCUGGGGUCUCUGUGUACGGGGGACGUCAAGAGGAGACGCAAAGCAGCACCCCUUGGCUUACCUCCACCCACAGGUAAACUCUUUGACACACACCACUGCACUCACUGACACACUCCCAAUCCCCCCCCCACCUCACCAUCCCCUGUUAAAUCCAGUUUUAGCUCUCAACCCUCCUCCCUAACCUGGAUUGGACAGUAGUCAGUUGGCAGGCUCUGCAGUCACAGAGAGAUACCAGAUUAACCCUAAGCCAAUCACGGCUGUGUAUCCCAAACCCUCUCCUGCUCCCUUCCCAACCUUCACCUCUACCUCUGUUAGUAGUGUGUUUUAGGUGAGUGGAAAAUGUUAAUACCAGGAGGGGGAAUGAAAUUGCUUAAUCAAUAAGCCUUAAGCCUUCAUCAAGAUAAUUUGCUCUGCUCGUAUCUCUUUCAGUCUCUCCUUCCUUCUCUUAUGUCUCACUCUCCCCCUCUAACAUACUCUCCUCUUAUUUCCAUCUCUUCUUAUGUUGUAACUCUGUGUUCCUGUUCUUUUAUCUCUCCUUCUCUAGGGGUGGUAGGUGAGAGUGCGGUGCCCAUCCCAGAGACCAACAUGGGCAACCGGAUGCUGCAGAGUAUGGGCUGGAGCCCCGGCAUGGGCCUGGGUCCGGAGGGCAGGGGCAUCACCGAGCCCGUUCGGGCCACACAGAGACCCAAGGGAGCAGGUCUGGGUUUUAACUGAGCCUCAGGCUUUAGGCCCCAACUGAACAGGCCAGGCCAGUAGGCCUCGAUGGACAUGGACCCUACUGAGAGCAGGGAGGACUGUGGUCAACACGCUCUGGGAAGGAUACUCUGAUAGAGCAGCAGAGCUGGAAGGAUGCAAGUCAGCAAGAACAGUUUUAGCUAAUAGGAAGACAGAAAGGAAAAUCUGAGGUGGGAAACCCAACGCUCCAUGCACUUCCACUCUAACCAGGGCC